Onychomys torridus (southern grasshopper mouse) is the source of this 2631-nucleotide messenger RNA. RefSeq names its product ATP-binding cassette sub-family B member 10, mitochondrial-like. Lineage: Eukaryota; Metazoa; Chordata; Mammalia; Rodentia; Cricetidae. The record is from RefSeq and is a predicted model, not a curated record. The transcript has 3 exons. Bases 449 to 865 code for a protein of 138 amino acids.
UCCGCAGCCCGGAGCCUCCCAGUCCUCUCGCUGGGACCGAGCCUCUGCCGAGCCGCCCCAACUCCCGGGCGCCCGGCGCCAGCGCGGACCGGGAAGGCCGACGCCGGCUUGCCAGGGCCGUCAGCACCGAGGGGCCCGGCCGGGACCAGGCAGCGCCGGGCCCGCUGCCCAGGCGCCGCCCGGCCGCACAAUGGGGCGCGGGCCGUCCCCCAACGCCUCCGCGCCCGGCGCCCGGCCCCGCUCCGGCGACUAGGCCCCGCCGCGCUCCGCUGCCCGGCCCUCGCGUAGCGGCGGCGCCGGGAAGGGAUGGGCCGAGGCGGGCGCCGGCCGAGCAGGGGUAGCGGAGCGCGGCCGGGCUGGGGGCCCGAGCCGGGCGGCACGGCGCCGCGGUGCCUCACCAUGUUGGUGUCCUCCGGACCUCUCCCCUCCUCCUCCGGCUCCGCAGCGAAUGGACGGCGGCGGCGGCGGCGGCGCCUCUCACGGGCUCGCCGGGCUCCCGCUCAUGCGCAGUGCGGCGGCCCGCGGAGCGGCCGGGCCGCGGGAGGCGGAGGGCGCGGGCCCCGGGGUGGGCGGCCUGGCCUGCGGGCAUCCGUGGUGCGAGCAGCCGGGCGACCCGGCCGCCGGGGCCGAGGCCAUGCGCCGAGCCCCGCGCGGCGGGCGACUGCGAGCGCGAGCGGGGCGCCGGCCGGCGCGUUGGCACUCGGGGCGGCGGGGCCCUGUCUGCGCCCCCACUCCGGGCGCCCCGGUCACGGCCGCGUCCUGUCCGCCGUGCGCUCCUAAUAGCUCCAAGGCAGAGUUCCCGGCUCCAACCACAGAGAAAAUGGAAACAUUUUUACAGUUGAGAAGAGUCAAUAUUGAGCGGUAGCACUGUCAAGCACAAGACUGGGAAGCUCCUGUCUAAUGAACAAUCUCAACCAGGUUUUACCGUACACUUUCAUGUGGGAAGCUGACGUGAAGUACCAGGACUUGGGGUGCCACAGAGCCCUGGGGUCAACCCCAGCAUUACAACGCGGCCUUCCUGCUGGAGGUCCCAGUUCAACUCUGGAGGCCGGUCUACCAAGCUUCCAGAGUGAAUGUAGUGUUUGCGAGAGCCAGGAGCUACUGGCCUACAGUCUAACACUUGUCCUUCUUCAGCUUUAGGAAAUGGCGACAGUGUGUUCGGCUGCGACACUGCUGAUGAUAAUUUCAGUCUGUUCAGAAUGGCAGUGCUGGUGAAUGAACGCAGGACUUCACCGUAUGUGAAGAAGGUUUUCUGUUACAGCCACAGUGGAAUUGGUAUGACUUAAUGUAUUGGGGAGGCCAGAUAACUACCCCAAAGAAAUUAGAUCGUCUUCAGCUACUAAUGUCUGUAUCCUGCUGAAAUUCAUGUUGAAAUAUUAAUCCCAAGGUUUGGGAGCUAGGGUUUCUCGAAGGUGAUUAAUUAGGUCACCAGGGAUCUGUACUGUCACCAAGAAAGCCCAAGGUCCUGUGGCCUUCGACAUGUAGGGACACUGGGAGAAGAAGACGGUCUGUCCACUGUGAUACCAAGAAGCAAACUCACUAGUCACAUGACCCAAGAUUUUCCCAACCUCCAGAACCAUGAAGAAUAAACUUAUGCAGUUUCAUGUGUAUGGAAGUGAGUGCUAAGUAGCAGCCAAGUGAGUGCCCUGACUGCAUCCUUAGACUGUAUCAGAUCACGUGGUUUGCUGGGUAUAGAAAUGUGUACUUGUAAGGAGGAAGGGCAAGACAAGCGCUCUAAGUCUGAGGCCAGCCUGGCUACCCAAUGAAACCCUGUUUCAAAGCCACAAAAACAACUUCCUCUCCAACCUGCACCCCACCCUGAGCCACAUGGGGCCCCAAUACCAGCCUUCCAAACUCAUUUUAACACAUAGGUAAUUAUGUCAUUAUUUCAUGACAAAAUUGUAUGUUUUAAGUUUCACAUUAAAACACUGACUUUUUAGAUAAUGUUUGGUGAACACUCCAUUUUCAUUCUUAAAAAUACAUUCUGAGUUGGGGGUGGUGGCACCUGAGAAGCUGAGAGAGGAUCACUUUGGCCCAGGAUUCAAGAGCAGCCUGGGAAACACAACAUGAUAAAGAGGAGAAAAUGCACUGAUUGGUCCUUUAACUCACCCUCCUAUGUCCUUCUCUCUUUUUUCUCUCUGGCACUGGGGAUUGAAGCCAAGUCCCUGGGAAUGCUAAGUACAUGCUCUACUGAGCUAUGCUCCUAGAUGUGUUCGUUGUGCUUCUUUCUUUUGUUGUGACAGAGUCUUGCUGUGUUUGUUGCCCAGGCUGGCCUCAAAUUCAGGUGACCCUCAGGCCCCAAUCUGCCACGUUGCUGACAUCACAGGCUCACAGAACCAGGUAGGACACACUGUACCAUGAAGUUAACUCUCCCCUCCAAACACACUGUACCAUGAAGUUAACUCUCCCCUCCAAACACACUGUACCAUGAAGUUAACUCUUCCCUCCACACUGUACCAUGGAGUUAACUCUUCCCUCCACACACACUGUACCAUGAAGUUAACUCUCCCCUCCAAACACACUGUACCAUGAAGUUAACUCUCCCCUCCAAACACACUGUACCAUGAAGUUAACUCUUCCCUUCAAAAUAGUGGCCUCAGAGCUGCAGAGAUGGAUAGCGGUUAGAGCGUU